AUGACUUCUGCCGCCGAGAUUAAGAAGCCACCGGUGGCCCCCAAGCCAAAGUUUGUGAUGGCAAAUAAUAAGCCAGCUCCACCUCCUGUUGCUCCUAAACCUGACAUUGUGAUUUCUAGUGCUUCACAGUCAACAAAGAAAACCAAGCCAGCAAUAGCCCCCACCAAGCCAGCAAUAGCCCCCAAACCAAAAGUUCUGAAGAACUCAUCUGUUCGAGACACCAGGCCAUCACUAUCAAGGAAAAACACUAUGAAUCUGGAAGAGCACAAACAGAAAGGACCUGAAAAUGUAGGGAACCAGAGCAGUGAUUAUAUUUUACCAGUAUGCUCCUGCAGUUCUGAAUGUACCCAUAAGCUUGGGAUUAGAGGGAAUUUGUGUGUAAAACAGCUUGUCUUAGAGCCCCUGGAAAAUUUAGAAAAGAGUGAAAUUGAUGAGUUCUCUUUAACUAUAAAAACUAAUAAUAAUUAUAAUUCUCAUAGUGAAAAGGUAAAGAGCCACAGUGGAGUAGUUUUAAAGGCAAGCAUCCUGGAAGAGAGCCUCAGUGAUGUUUUAACACAAGGAACAUCACCUUUUAACUUACCGCAGAAGCAUAGCUCCACAGACAACCCAGAAAUGAAUGGUGGCUCUAAUUCGAACAAGCAAUUCAGAAUUGAGUUUACUGAUUUGUCACCAUCCCCAUCCAACUCUGAGAAAGUUCAUGAUCAUUACCACCUCCUGCAACCUCCAAGUGAUGAAUUUCAAAUUGUUGAAACUUGUCAGGAUAGUACUGGGAAAAGCAAUAGUUACUUUCAUUCAUCCGAACAAGAAGCUCCAGAAAAUGGUAAAAGGAAUAAUUUUAUAUCUUCAGAGGGAGUUAGUAAGAAGUUGGAAGUCAAAGACCAUGGUCCCUUACAAAUUCACUUAGAACCAUAUGCCAAAAAAUUCCCAACUCCCAAGCCUAGGAAGACACUCAGUGCUCGUCUGAUACGCCAAAAGAAUGUAGACAUUCCUAGUGAAAGUACUAUGGAACCAGAGAAUCCAGACAGUGGUUCUUUUUGUCUUACUGAGGACAGUUUGAAGAGCACUAAAAUCGGUGUUCUUCAUCAGAAUGUUUCAUGUAACCAGGAACAGGUGGACAAAGGAAACAAAAGUGAAUUGAAUUUGGACUCUGACUGUGACAGACAAGGGUUAGCCAAUUCACAGAAAACUGUGUGUCCUGAAACUUCUUCCUUUGAGCAAAUGAUACCUCCUUUAGAUACAGACUUCAGUUUGAGUUGUGGCAGUAAGACAGCAGAUGGCUGUAGUAUGUCACUUGCUAUGGAUGAUGGGACCAGUUUUAUAAGAUGCAGUUCUCUGUCUAUGAGCCUACCUAAGCAACUCCUACUAACUUGUAACGAACAUUUGUCCACUACUGGUAACCCAAGAAUGUGUGCCCCUCAAAUGCAAAAGGAAUCUACAAUAAAGGAUGAAAGUUCUUUAAGAAUUGUCCCCAAAAAGCCUCAAAGACAUAGUUUGCCUUCUGCAGGAAUGCUCAAAAAGGCUGCCUCAGAGGAGCUUGUGGAAAAAAGUUCUUAUCCCUCAAAUGAAAAAAAUUCAGGGAAGAGCCUAGAAAGAAAUCACCUUCAGGAUUUGUGUGCCCAAAACCAUGGUCUGUCAUCCUCCUUUGAUGUGCCUAAACAGGCUUCAGAAAAGCCAGUGUGGAAAUUACCUUAUCCUAUUUUGCCCUUUUCAGGGAACCCAGAAUCCUUAAAGUCUGUGAAGAUAUCCUCAGAUAGUGAGCCCUCAACUGCCCUAACCAAGCCAAGAGCAAAGUCACUAUCUGCUGUGGAUGUGGAAAGGAGCACUAAGCCUUGCAAAGAAUCUCAAAAGAAAAACUCUUUUAAGAAGUUGCUCAACAUGAAAUUGGCCAUCAGUUUCAUGAAGAGUGACUUUCAGAAAUUUUGGUCCAAGAGCAGCCAAGUUGGAGACACGCCCACUGGUAACCUCUGUGGUGGGGAGCAGAAAAGGACUGAAAGUGAUUGUCAUGGCAUGUUGAUAGAAAAAAAGAGAAAUAAACCCAUCAAGGCACAUUCUGCAGAUAACUACAGCCUGGAAUCCCAAAAGAAGAGGAAGAAAUCUCGUCUCCAGACCAGCAUGGCCAGUGGUCCUAGAGCCGAGUCUUUGGAUGACCAAAUGCUCUCCAGGGAGUCAUCAUUUGAAGCCCCUUGCAAGACUGUUACAAGUGCCAGCGAACCAGAGUAUGAAAAUAUGCGACAUUUUGAGGAACCUGAAUAUGAGAACUUGUCAUUUAGUAUGGUUGUAGGGAAAACUCCAGAGCUUGAACGUCAGCAUUCCAGCAGCAUGGAGGACACUGAUGCAAAUGUGUAUGAGGUAGAAGAGCCUUAUGAAGCUCUUGCAAGCCAGCUGCAACUUGGACCCAGACUACAGCAUUGCAGUUCUGGAGCAUCCCAGGAGGGGCACAGUGAUCUGGACUUGGGUCUGGAUGACCUUCCCUCAGAUGAGGAGGAAGUCAUCAACAGUUCUGAUGAAGAUGACAUCAGCUCUGGUUCUAGUAAAGGAGAGCCCGACCCCUUGGAAGAUAAACAGGAUGAAGAUAAUGGGAUGAAAUGUAAAGUUCAUCACAUUGCCAAGGAGAUCAUGAGCUCAGAGAAAGUGUUUGUAGAUGUGUUAAAACUUUUGCAUAUUGAUUUCCGGUAUGCAGUAGCUCAUGCUUCCAGGCAACUUGGAAAACCAGUGAUUGAGGACCGAAUCCUGAAUCAGAUUCUAUACUACCUGCCUCAGCUAUAUGAACUCAACCGGGAUCUCUUAAAGGAACUGGAGGAAAGAAUGUUGAACUGGACUGAACAACAAAGAAUUGCUGACAUCUUUGUAAAGAAGGGACCAUAUUUAAAAAUGUAUUCCACAUACAUCAAAGAAUUUGAUAAGAAUAUAGCUUUGCUAGAUGAGCAGUGCAAGAAAAAUCCAGGUUUUGCUGCUGUUGUUAGAGACUUUGAGAUGAGCCCACGCUGUGCUAAUUUGGCCCUCAAGCAUUACCUGCUCAAGCCUGUUCAGAGGAUCCCCCAGUACAGGCUGCUGCUGACAGAUGCCCUUGCUGUUGUUAUAGAGGUAGCCAACCAUGCCAAUGACACCAUGAAGCAAGGAGACAAUUUUCAGAAACUUAUGCAAAUUCAGUACAGCUUAAAUGGACACCAUGAAAUAGUGCAGCCUGGACGAGUCUUUCUGAAAGAAGGAAUUUUGAUGAAACUAUCCCGGAAAGUCAUGCAGCCCCGAAUGUUUUUUCUGUUUAAUGAUGCCCUGUUAUAUACAACGCCAGUGCAGUCUGGGAUGUUUAAACUAAACAGCAUGCUGUCAUUGGCUGGCAUGAAGGUCAGAAAACCCACCCAAGAGGCGUAUCAGAAUGAACUAAAAAUUGAAAGUGUAGAACGUUCCUUCAUUCUCUCAGCCAGUUCUGCCACAGAAAGGGAUGAAUGGCUGGAAGCGAUUUCCAGGUCAAUAGAAGAAUAUGCCAAGAAAAGAAUCACAUUUUGUCCCAGUAGGAGUCUUGAUGAGGCAGAUGUGGAAAAUAAAGAGGAAGUAAGUCCCCUUGGAUCAAAGGCUCCAAUCUGGAUUCCUGAUACCAGAGUCACAAUGUGUAUGAUCUGCACAAGUGAGUUCACUCUGACCUGGAGACGACACCAUUGCCGGGCCUGCGGAAAGAUUGUAUGUCAAGCUUGUUCAUCAAAUAAGUGUGGUUUAGAUUACCUGAAAAAUCGACCAGCAAGAGUAUGCGAACAUUGUUUCCAAGAACUUCAGAAAUUAGAUCACCAGCAGUCCCCUAAGAUUGGCUCUCCGGGAAAUCACAAAUCUUCAAGUGCCUUAUCAUCAGUCUUACAUAGUAUUCCAUCAGGGAGGAAACAGAAAAAAAUCCCAGCUGCUCUUAAAGAAGUAUCAGCAAAUACAGAGGAUUCUUCUAUAAGUGGCUACUUGUACAGAUCAAAGGGCAAUAAAAAACCUUGGAAACACUUGUGGUUUGUCAUAAAAAAUAAAGUGCUGUAUACAUACGCUGCAAGUGAGGACGUGGCAGCUUUGGAGAGUCAACCUUUAUUAGGAUUCACUGUCACGCAAGUCGAAGAUGAGAAUUCGGAGUCCAAAGUGUUUCAGUUACUGCACAAAAACAUGUUAUUUUAUCUGUUCAAAGCAGAAGAUGGUCACUUAGCUCAGAAGUGGAUAGAAGCAUUUCAGGAAGGCACAAUAUUGUAG
Messenger RNA from Orycteropus afer afer, 4218 nucleotides. The record is from RefSeq and is a predicted model, not a curated record. NCBI's taxonomy places the organism in Eukaryota, Metazoa, Chordata, Mammalia, Tubulidentata, Orycteropodidae.